Molecule: messenger RNA, 1101 nt
Organism: Nicotiana tabacum (common tobacco)
Lineage: Eukaryota; Viridiplantae; Streptophyta; Magnoliopsida; Solanales; Solanaceae
Source: RefSeq, a predicted model, not a curated record
AUGGAUCAAAUCUCGGGCGCGCUACCAGUAUUGAAAGUCCCGAACUCAAAGAAUUAUGUUCAAUUACCAUACAAGCCGAGUACAACCCCGGAAUUAAUCGCGAAGCGAUUCAAAAUGCAUGAGGUGCCGAAGUAUGAUGGAACUUCAGAUCCACAAGAACACAUUACCACUUACACAACAGCAGUGAAAGGAAAUGAUUUGGUUCCUCAUGAAAUUGAGUCCGUGUUGCUGAGGAAAUUUGGUGAAACUCUCACGAGGGGAGCUUUAACGUGGUAUUCACUAUUGCCCGAGCAUCCCAUAGAUUCCUUUAAGGUGCUCGCAGAUUCUUUCAUCAAGGCUCAUGCCGGUGCCAGAAAGAAGGAAAGGAUAUUGCUACCGGCAGUCCCGGAUGAAUGCGCAGCUGAAGCGUUCGCCAAAGGUUUAAAUUCGAGAAGUUCGGGCACUUCCCGAAAGUUGAAGGAGAGUAUGCUCGAGUUCCAAGCGAUGACUUGGGCGGAUGUCCAUAACCGGUACGAGUUGAAAAUAAGGAUCGAAGACGAUCAGGUUGGUUUCCCAUCGUCGACCAAAGUACGGGAGAAGAACAAAGAAAAAAUGAAAGAUGAUAUUGACACAAAUAGACGGACUUCAAGAGGCUGUUUUUUGCCCUACGAGCGGACAAAAGGUCGUGGCAGGAAUUUCCGGACAACAGACAGGUUCACCGUUGAUAGAAUGACCGAUCGUGGCCAGAAAAACAAAUUGUUGCAGGAUAGAGAAGUCUCAGGGUCGCGAGAUUCUUCUUACCCAAAGUUAUCGGAAUAUAACUUCAAUCUCAGUGUCGUAGAGUUGGUGUCGGUCGUGAGGAGUAUCAAAGAGGCACGAUUCCCAAGACCUAUGAAAUCUGAUCCCAGCCAGAGGGAUCCCAAUUUAUGGUGUGAAUACCAUGGCACUAACGACCACCGGACUAGGGACUGCCGACACCUUCGAGAAGAAGUGGCAACAUUGUUAAAGAAUGGUCACCUCAGAGAAUUCUUGAGCGAUCGAGCUAAAAACAACUAUGGUGGAAACAAAGUGCGAAAACCUCGAAAGCGGGAGAAGAACCUCCACGCCAAACGAUCAACAUGA